AUGACGCUGCGGGACUCGAAGGACGCAAAGAUAAGGCAAGCAGAGAUCCAGACUAGGACAGGAAGGAAAUGGUCCGCAAGCCAGUCAGUGGAGCAGGCCGAGGGAGCUCUCAAGCACCAGGACAUCAUCGGAGCAACCUGCUCAGGGCGGCAAGGAUUGGGGACAACACAUUUCCAUAGGUCGGAAGGAACAGAUGACAAGGAGAAAAGAUCAAUGGUACAGGGAGAGAUUCGAAUAGAGGAAGAAGGAGCUAGGAAAGGAAGAGCAGUAGAAAUGGGGUCACAAGGGACAUGGACAAGAUGGAAGCUGCCGGAGCGGAAACUGACAUGGACAGACCUGUGGCGCUAUGAACCAUUGAGGAUCCAGUUCCUGCUGCGGUCGGUAUAUGACACCCUACCAUCGCCAGCGAACCUCCAUCAGUGGGGACUAGUUGAAGAGCCAAAAUGUCAGCUUUGCCAAGAACGUGGGACCAUGAGUCAUAUCCUUUCAGCGUGCAAGACAGCACUGACUCAGGGACGAUACCGAUGGAGGGAUAACCAGGUGCUUAGAGAAAUGGCAGAAGUUCUCGAGGUGGAGAGAAAACGGAAGAGUCCGCCACGAAAGCACAAACCAUCCUUCAUCCGGUUUGUUAAAGCAGGGGAUAAGGGGACCAGGACAACACCAGACAUCACAGGCAUUCUAGGAGAGACAUGGGAGAUGAGAGUGGACCUGGGGAAAAAGUUUCCGGACGUGGUACAAACAACACUACGUCCUGAUGUGGUGAUAUGGUCUGCCGAAUCCACGCAGAUCGUAGUCAUCGAGCUGACUGUACCCUGGGAAGAGCGAUGUGACCAGGCCAACGAGAGAAAGAGAGCCAAGUAUUCAGACCUCAUGGAACAGUGCAGGGAACGAGGGUGGCGCACUUGGCUGUUCCCUGUGGAUGUCGGCUGUAGAGGGUUCCCGGCACGCUCAGUCUGGAAGACGUUUCAGGCUUUGGGUGUGGUCGGGAGGACACGAAAGAUGGUGGUGCGCAGACUAGAGGAGGCUGCGGAACGCGCAUCAUGCUGGCUGUGGAGCAGACGGGAGGAGAAAGACUGA
Molecule: messenger RNA, 1077 nt
Organism: Ylistrum balloti
Lineage: Eukaryota; Metazoa; Mollusca; Bivalvia; Pectinida; Pectinidae
Exons: 1
Coding region: 1-1077 (358 amino acids)
Source: RefSeq, a predicted model, not a curated record